AUGAAUAACGAGGGUCAGGUGGUCAUCGGCAGGCGAAAGAACAGCCAUGGUGCCGGUACCUGGGCUUUCCCUGGAGGUCAUCUUGAAUUUGGGGAAUCGUUUGAAGACUGUGCGGCACGAGAAGUCCUUGAAGAGACUGGCCUGAAGGUCUCGGACAUUCAUUUCCUUACGACAACGAAUGACGUGAUGGUCGAUGAUGGAAAACACUAUGUCACUAUUUUCAUGGGAUGUACCGUUUCUGGGGACAAUCUCGAGCCUCAGUUGCUGGAACCCGAGAAGUGCGAUCGGUGGGAAUGGGUGACUUGGGAAGAGAUCCACUCGUAUCUGAGUCCGAUACAUAGUGAUGGACCGAAUGCAUAUCGCAAGUUGUUUCUGCCACUUGUGAAUAUCGUCAAGCAGCGACCGGGGUUCCACCCGACCGGUGCCAGUCGUGGAUAG
Molecule: messenger RNA, 438 nt
Organism: Penicillium pulvis
Lineage: Eukaryota; Fungi; Ascomycota; Eurotiomycetes; Eurotiales; Aspergillaceae
Product: nucleotide triphosphate diphosphatase NUDT15
Exons: 4
Coding region: 1-438 (145 amino acids)
Biological process (GO): dGTP catabolic process
Cellular component (GO): cytosol
Molecular function (GO): 8-oxo-7,8-dihydrodeoxyguanosine triphosphate pyrophosphatase activity
Source: RefSeq, a predicted model, not a curated record